GAUGAAAUGAUUGCGUAAGUAAUUGCCUAGUAAUGAAAUCUCAAGUUUCAGUCCUUGCCUAAGUAAUUGCCUAGUGAAUUUGACUUGCUGUAAAUCAUUGUGUGUUAUGUGUCCAGGCUCCUGGAAAUAUGAAUUCGUCUAUAUAAGAGGUUUGUUAGACAAGUGGUAUAAUGCAUUUAAUACUUGCGUUACAUAUGUGCUGGUUAUUUUCCUACUCAUUUCGUAAGGUGUACAUACAGCAAGGUCUGAUGCAUGCUGUAGAAAAAGAAACUAGCAAUGAUUCAUUUCUGACAAUUGGUUUUGUGCAGCUGCGACCUCAAGAGCUUAUCUGUUGCUGCCAAACCGAAACCUGAGAUACUGAAUCCAGACCUGAAUCAACCUGAGAUCGAUCAAGCCGGAAUUGAUGUUGCUGUCUCCAACAUGUACUCUGAGAUGAAACAAGACAACACCAUCUGCUGGACUUACUCUGGACAUAAAGACUAUUUCCAGAUUAAAGAAGAAACUGAGGAUGAAAGGUCUGAAAGGGAAUUGAUCUUGAAAAAGGAACGUGUGGUGAAUCAUCAGGUGAUGACGCAAAUGACGCUUGUGACAGAAGCCUGUAACUUGCAAGGACCGGUUCUGGGGUUGUCCUUCAAUGAAUUACACCCACACUGGAUUGGCACCGCCGCCUUGGGUGAGCAGAUAUGCGUUCAUGAUUUAUACCACCCAAUUCAGCUCUCCAGGAAGAAACUUGAGGUCUGUGACAAUGAAUCAAAAGUAAACACUCAAAUUACAUGCUUAAAGUGGAGUAAGAUACAUCCUUGCAUUUUGGCUACGGCGGGUGACGCAGGAUUCCUAAAACUUUGGGAUGUUAGAACUUCGAGACCCGCAACAACAUUCAGGGCUGAAGAUUUGAACUCUUCGGAUCUUGAAUUCAGUUGGAACAAUCCAAUGCACAUUGCAGUUUCAUUUCUGAACAAUGAAAGAGCAGCACCAAUUAAGGUCUGGGACAUGAGGAAUACAAUGAAUCCUCAUGAUGCAUAUGGUUCUUCUGGAGUAGUGUCCUUGUCCUGGAAUCGCUCUGGUCUACUCCUUGCGUCCCACCAAAAUGGUUCACUGACCUGCUACGAUGUGUAUCAGAAGAAGAUGCUUGAGGAGAAGAAAUUCGUCCAUUCCGACCUUGGAUCAAUUUGGAGUCACUCAGAUGAUGUAGCUGCCUCAUUAUCGUCAAAGACUGGAGUAAAGCUGUAUGAAAUCGGAGGGUGAACUUGAGGUUUCUUGUGGGAAAGGCACAGAAACGUUUAUACCAUCUCGUCACUGACUAGUGUAGCUUCUGGGAAAUACAUACAAAAGUUUAUACCAUGCCUUUGUUCAAAGCUUGUGGGAAGAUAAAUACACCAUGUAGGCUUUACACAAGAUACGAUGAUACAAUGCAUCCGUUUGAUGCUUUUUUGUACCAAGGCAAUACACAUUUUCUUUUGUUGCAUGUCACAGAAAAAGAAAAGAAGGAAAAGAGGGUUGAUAUGUA
Messenger RNA from Lolium perenne, 1507 nucleotides. RefSeq names its product protein transport protein SEC31. Gene Ontology annotation, biological process: endoplasmic reticulum organization; endoplasmic reticulum to Golgi vesicle-mediated transport; COPII-coated vesicle cargo loading. Gene Ontology annotation, molecular function: structural molecule activity; protein binding. The record is from RefSeq and is a predicted model, not a curated record. Gene Ontology annotation, cellular component: endoplasmic reticulum exit site; COPII vesicle coat. Lineage: Eukaryota; Viridiplantae; Streptophyta; Magnoliopsida; Poales; Poaceae.